AUGGUUGUGAAUGGUGUGAGUCCUGAGGAAGGAGCAUUGCUUACCAAAGACAUUAGUGAUGUUCUCUUGAGCAACAGUCCCAAAGAAGAAGAAGGUUCCAGUGUAAACUUGAUGCCUCUCUCUGUUGCUGCUAGACUUGGAAUGACUGAUUUCAAGCCAACUAGGAUCUCUCUUAUCAUGGCUGAUCGAUCUAAAAGAAUCCCACAAGAACCUAUAGAUCCUCUUAUCUUGGGAAGAUCCUUCUUAGCUACAGCUGGUGCUAUCAUUGAUGUGAAGAAAGGGAAGAUAGAGCUUGAUUUGGGUGAUUUGUCAUGA
Microthlaspi erraticum is the source of this 315-nucleotide messenger RNA. Lineage: Eukaryota; Viridiplantae; Streptophyta; Magnoliopsida; Brassicales; Brassicaceae. The record is from the annotation of a GenBank genome assembly.